AUUCACAGAAAUGAGUCAGACUCGUAAAUUAAGAACACAAUCGACAUCAUCCAAAUGCGACUAAAAAGUGGCGUGAUUCGUACGCGACGCGUUCUCGCGCAUGUCUACUGUUGAGACCUUGGUUGAAAUAAAGCUCAAUAGCCGAGUCUUUUAAAACCAUUUAAUAUUUGUGCGACCAUCCUUGAUACACAGACGAAGCGUCAUCGCGUGCCCAAGAGGGCUUUAUAUUAAACAUGUAUCACAACAGCUCUCAGAAGAAAUUCUGGACUUACGAUAAAGAGGAAACCUUAGAUAAAUUAAGACGAGGAGCUAAUCGGAAGUUCUGCUCAAAAGCCAUGUCCAGUGGGAAGCCUGGAAUAAAUGAAUCCAUGUUUCUUGAGGAACAAGAAGAGAAAGUGCUUUUCAGACACUAUGAGAAGAGACUGCUAGACUUCUGUGCCAUGUUCAAGCCUGCUAUGCCUAAAUCUGUUGUGGGCACAGCUUGUAUGUAUUUUCGAAGAUUCUAUUUGAACAACUCUUUGAUGGAAUAUCACCCUCGGACGAUAAUGUUGACAUGUAUGUAUCUCGCCUGUAAAGUGGAUGAGUUUAAUGUGUCCAGCACUCAGUUUGUGGGGAAUCUUCAGGAGAGCCCGGUGGGCCAGGAGAGGGCUCUAGAACAGAUUCUGGAGUAUGAGCUGCUGCUUAUCCAGCAGCUCAAUUUUCAUCUGGUUGUUCACAAUCCUUAUCGGCCCAUGGAGGGCUUUCUGAUUGACCUGAAGACCAGAUACCCAUUGUUAGAGAACCCAGAGAUGCUGAGAAAGAGUGCAGAAGACUUUCUCAACAGAGCAGCAAUGACAGAUGCUGGACUCCUCUUUUCUCCGUCUCAGAUCGCCCUUACUGCUGUCCUUAACGGUGCAGCACGUGCUGGCCUCAAGAUGGAGGCAUAUUUGACUGAAUGCAUGGGGCUUAAGGAGGAUAAAGAGACCCUCUCAAAGAUGUAUGAGUCAAUGAGACGAACAACAAGUCUUGUUAAAGCAUACGAGCUUCCCAAAGCUGAGGAGGUCAAUACCUGCAAACAGAAACUGGAAAGGAUUCAUGCUGAAUUUGCUACAAACUUGAAAAGAAAACAUGGAUAUGAAGAUGAUGAUCACGUUGUGAAAAGGCAGAUGGUGGCUGAGGAAGAGUGGACUGAUGAGGAUUUGGAUGCAUUGUGACAAUGAAAUUGCUUUUAAAUUGGCAACAUCCUCAACAGGUUGUGUGAUUCCUUUUGGCACUUGCCAUAACUGACAGAGGAUGCACUUCUCCAACUGGAUUGUAAAUAUUUCAGCAAAAUGUCAUGUAAAGCUUUUUCUUUGUGAAAAU
This is a messenger RNA of Onychostoma macrolepis, 1341 nucleotides long. RefSeq names its product cyclin H (gene ccnh). NCBI's taxonomy places the organism in Eukaryota, Metazoa, Chordata, Actinopteri, Cypriniformes, Cyprinidae. Bases 234 to 1193 code for a protein of 319 amino acids. Gene Ontology annotation, biological process: DNA-templated transcription; regulation of cyclin-dependent protein serine/threonine kinase activity; regulation of transcription by RNA polymerase II. The record is from RefSeq and is a predicted model, not a curated record. The transcript is spliced from 10 exons. Gene Ontology annotation, molecular function: cyclin-dependent protein serine/threonine kinase regulator activity. Gene Ontology annotation, cellular component: nucleus; transcription factor TFIIK complex.